AAUAUUCAUCUCAUUGAGCGUGAAUGUUGACAUGGGAGAUGUAUUCGAUGGAACGUUACGUGAACAUCAUGUUCGUGUUUUUAAUGCAUAAGAUGGUUGAGCCAUUAACCUACAUUGUAUAAACUCAGAAAACAGGACAGAAACAUAUACUAGUUUUACUGUCAUCUUUCAGUGGGCAACCGAUCAACCCGGGCAAGACAUCUCAUGGUCAACUACAUUUCCUGAUUAAAAAUCAUCUCGCCAAAUUCAAGAAGGACAUAACAACUCAUCUCACCACGUCUGCAUUUAAGACUCUUUGCACAGACGCCAUAAUGGCGUCCUUCAUUAAGGUAUUAAAACAGUUACUACGCCUGGUACUUGUCCUCGCUACCGGCAUGUUGGUCUGGAAUUUCGAUCGCCUAACUACCAGCAGAAAAUACCAGCAUUAUCGGAAAGCCUUAUCUUGGAAAUUAACAAAUGAUACGAAAAGCAAUUUGACCGACGUUCAAUAUUUGAAUAUUGAUACAGGAAACUGGGAAGAAAGCAAAAUAAGCAAAACAACAAAAUUUCAUCAACUUGAAUCAACCUUUUAUUCCACUGAAUCAAUGGAAAUGAAAUCAUCAAAUCAUACAAAAGAUCCUUGGUCAGCGUUCCCGUACCCUUUGAAUGUCGAUAUGGUUGAGCUCGUGCGAAAACUGAAGUCAAAUAUACACGUAGAACACAAACCUUUAUUUGUAUAUCAAUACAACUUUAAGCACUACCGCAUAGACAAAUGUGUUGAUGGUUCGCCAUUUUUUAUAUUUCUCAUCAAAUCCGCUGUUAACAAUGUGAAAAACAGGGUGGCGAUCAGAGAAACCUGGUCACACUUAAGUCUGAUGGAAAAAUAUAACAGCGUGAGAUUGUUUCUGGUCGGAACCCCGGAUAAACAAAUGGAACUAUCGGCUGUAGAGGAAGAAAACAACCUCCAUAAAGACAUUAUCCUAAUGUCAUUUCGUGACAAUUACUAUAACAACACAUUAAAGACAAUCGGAGCGAUUCAUUGGACCGUACAGCACUGUAACCGUUCUAAGUUUGUAGUUUUUGUCGAUGACGAUAUGCUAGUAUCUACUACACGUUUGGUGAAGUUUUUAAAAAGCGAAGUAACUGUGCCCACUUUUUUUGGCGGGUACAUAACAAGGCAUAGCCCCUACAGAGGUAAGAGGUCUAAGUGGUACGUGUCUCCACAGGACUACCCCCAUGACGUAUACCCCCCAAUGCCGUCAGCUGGAUUUAUGAUCAUGACCAUGAACUUCGUUACCGACCUGCACUUCGCUUCCCAGUUCACCAGAUUUUUUAAUUUUGACGACUGUUAUCUAGGAAUAUUGGCCUAUAAGCUUCAUGUGAAACCUGUCUAUAUCCGUUCUGUGUAUGUUGUACAUAUUGCUACCUAUAGUAGAACAUUUAAUCUUCAACUGAUGGCAGCGCACGGUUAUCCGCCUUCGAAGCUUAAAAGUGCAUGGCGUGCAUUGCAAAAGAUCUCAUCCUGAGUCCGUUUUUGUUUUAAUAAUUUAUUUGAUAUUUCCGGUUGUCACUUUGAUAAGUUCGAGCGGCACAGGAACUAACUUUAUUGACGUUUAUACUUUGAUUUAAUAUAUACCCAGUACUGUUACGCGAGUCUGCAAUUGCAUGACCUGUCUCAUCAUCACAGGAGCUCGCUUUUAUAUACAAUACAAACUGUAUGAGAUUCUUGGGAAUAUAUUAAAGCGUUAGAUAAAUCACACAUAUAUAUAUUUAUAUAUAUCAACACUAAUACAAAUACCUGGCUGGCAGAUAGCUUUGCCUUCAGUUUUUUUUAUCAUAUCUGACCCAAAUCCAAUUUCUGGUUAUUGAAAAGUGUAUCGAAAGCGACCUCUUGUGUCCUUUUUUCGUCAGGUAAAUCAUGCAUGAGUUGAGAGAUAGAUACAGUCUUGCGGAAAUGUACCUUACCUUUGUUCAUGUAUAGUAUUAACGUAUUGGUGCUGUUAUUUGUUUGUUUUUAAUCAUUGACUAGUGUCAGAAUAUGUGUAGAGUGUGCAAUGUGGAUGUGUAUAGUUGUUAGAAAUGCAUGUGAAUGUAUAUGUAAUGUACCCGAGAUUUGUAGUUUAAAUGCUCAUCUUUUAAUUUUAUUACAUUUUUUUUUUUUUUUAUUUAAUUCAAUUUUUCAAUUGAAGUCUAUAGCUACUCGGCUUUUGAGAGAUAUUUUUGAUAAUAAUGUCAAAUUACGUUUAAAUAAAAUCUGCAAACUGUAGAGGAUAAGGGCAGAAAGAGAAAAGAAACGAUGUAUCUAAUUCUAUGAAAUAAUACCAAAAAGAUUAUAAUAUUAUAUGUCUUUAAGACAAACGUUUUACCAGAGAACAGGAAUAGAGAAUAGUAUUUCAAUGGGGAUAUGAAUGCUUCUUUAGUUCGUUCAUAAACAAUUCAAGGGAGUUUGCAUUUUUUUAAAUAAUACGUUUGGAUAAGAGAAUCACAGUAAAUGGAACGACACAGAGGAAAUGUAAUUGCCCUUCAUAUAUAUAUAUAUGGGCAGUCCGUAGGAAAUUGAGAUAUUUCACAUUUACCGGGCCAGAUUCCCAAGUGCAC
Mizuhopecten yessoensis (Yesso scallop) is the source of this 2577-nucleotide messenger RNA. RefSeq names its product beta-1,3-galactosyltransferase 5-like. The transcript is spliced from 3 exons. The record is from RefSeq and is a predicted model, not a curated record. Bases 312 to 1505 code for a protein of 397 amino acids. Gene Ontology annotation, cellular component: membrane. Gene Ontology annotation, molecular function: hexosyltransferase activity; UDP-glycosyltransferase activity. Lineage: Eukaryota; Metazoa; Mollusca; Bivalvia; Pectinida; Pectinidae.